Solanum stenotomum is the source of this 1080-nucleotide messenger RNA. RefSeq names its product TIP41-like protein. The record is from RefSeq and is a predicted model, not a curated record. Lineage: Eukaryota; Viridiplantae; Streptophyta; Magnoliopsida; Solanales; Solanaceae. Gene Ontology annotation, cellular component: cytosol. The transcript is spliced from 8 exons. The coding region runs from base 75 to 950 and encodes 291 amino acids. Gene Ontology annotation, biological process: TOR signaling.
UUAUAGUAAGGACUCCUGCUCGACCAAGUCACCACGGACCGGAGAAGUGAAACUUUUGACUUUGGCGAUCGAUAAUGGAGUGGGAGAGUGAUGCUAAAGAACUAAAGGCGGCCGGAGCUGAACCUCUUCCGGACGGCCGUCGAGGACUCCGCAUUCACGGUUGGGAGAUCGAGUGUCGCAAGCUUUUCAUUCUCAAUUCUCUUCAUCUUCAACGAUGGGAAAAAGAACUUCAGACGACUCACUUGCCGGAGAUGGUAUUUGGAGACAAUUGUUUGGUGCUUAAACAUGUGAAUAGUGGCACAAAAUUCUUUUUCAAUGCAUUUGAUGCUUUAGUUGGUUGGAAACAUGAUGCCUUGCCGCCUGUUGAAGUUCCAGCGGCUGCAAAAUGGAAAUUCAGGAGUAAACCUUUGCAACAGGUGGUGCUCGACUAUGACUAUACCUUCACAACACCUUACUGUGGAAGUGAAACUGUCGAAAGAAAUGUCGAGUGUGGAAGUGCUAUACCUGAAGAAGGCAGCAGCUGCAUUCAGUGGGAGGAUUGUAAGGAGAAAAUUGAUUUGGUUGCAUUGGCUUCUAAAGAACCUAUUCUCUUUUAUGAUGAGAUAAUCUUAUAUGAAGAUGAACUGGCUGAUAAUGGGAUCUCACUUUUGACUGUUAAAGUGAGAGUCAUGCCUAGUGGUUGGUUCCUGUUGCUGCGUUUCUGGCUUAGGGUUGAUGGAGUGCUUAUGAGACUAAGAGACACUCGUUUGCAUUGUUUAUUUGGGGAGCAUAACGAAUCCUCUAUUCUUCGUGAAAGCUGCUGGAGAGAAACCACAUUUCAGGCCUUGUCUUCGAAAGGAUAUCCCUCUGAUGCUGCUGCAUAUAGCGAUCCAAGCAUCAUCGCUGACAAGCUUCCCAUUGUAAUGCAGAAGACUCAAAAACUCAAUAUUGGAGUGUCCUGUAAGCAGUAGUAUGAUCCUAGAUUGUUGUCUAAGAUCUUUUUCAUUUACCCGCUUUUAUGGAACUUAAUUUACAUUCUGUUAUUUAUCCUCAAGCAAGUUAUGAAUAUCACAACCUGGAGUGCUUUUGCUUUGUCCUUCA